GCUAGUUUCCAGAUUCUUCAUUCUGUUCUCAGCCUUAACCACUCCAGUGGAGAUAAAUUCAUAGUGUGAAACAGAACUUUAUUUAUUGAUAUUAAUUUUCACUUGCACAAAUUUCUUUCCAAGGAAGUAUGCUUAUGAUGAAACCCCCAAUGCUGCUUUCAAAUUCAUGAACAGAUUAGAAAUUUGGGGCCAUAGAAUUUAGGACGAAAGUGGAGUGAGCAGAAUGGUGCUGUAAGUUUCUACAAGGAAUUUUGAUUUCCUCUGAAUGAAUGAAUAAAUUUACGUAUAAUUGUUGAACACAGUGUUAUACUCCUGGGUUUACAGAAAAUGUGUGAGACAUAAGUUCUGCCCCCAUGGAGCUUGCAGGUCAAUUGGAAAGAGGGUUGUAACUCAGGUGAGAGAAUAUGAGCAUAAUCUGAAGUGCCACUUCACAUGGCGAACACCAGGGUGCUGUGUAUGCAGAGAAAUGUAUGACUGAGCCAUGAUACCAAAGGAGGAGGGUCUUGAUGAGUCUGUCUCCUCUCCCUGAGGAAGAGUGGGCAAGGUGGACAGGGACAAAGCUCAGAAGCAGUCCACUGUGGUUGGGGGAAGGUAAGAAAGACAGGCACCUGCAUCUCCCUCCCAGCUCAGGCCUCCUGUGACCUCAAGGUGAAGGUCUUAGCUAAUUAGACCACACCCACGACAGCUGGAAACAAUCAGUUUUACAGCCCUUGAGUCUAUGCCCCUGAACAUGUACUAAAUGAUAGCAUGUUUCCUGCUACACCUGAGCUCUGGCGUCAGACCGUCUUUAGCAAACACAUCCCUUCACUUCUGGGAUCAUUUUGCUGGCCUUCCCUUAAAUGAGACUCCUCAGUUUCAGCUUCUUCCCCCCUGUUUUCACCAAGGGAAACUUUCUGUGCCAGACAUUCUCUUCCCAAACUUGCAGUGCCCGGGGCAGCUGAGGGAGGGACUCAGUAUGGCCACAAGAGGGCAGCAAAUAACAUGAGACUCAUCAAAGCCAGAAAACUUUUUUUGUGUAUGGUCCUCUAAUUUGACUGCACAAAAGCCAUAUCAUCCCAAAGCAAGCAAGCCAUUUCUCCAUGCCUGCUGGGUGCAAGACACCAGGUUAAAGGUCAGUAUACAAAGAAUUAGAAGACAAGUACAACCUGCCUCUGAUUUAGCAUGGGGUUACAGCAUCACCUUACCUAGAAAUAUUGCAUCUCAGACAACACACCCAGAAGCAGCCCCUUGUUGACGGUCCUGUGUAUAUGGGGAUAGAGCUCAGAAGCCGUGACAAAGAUGCUUCAUUCGAUAAAAUGUAAAUGCUAAGGGAUUCUUAUUCUUAUCUCUUUAAGCCCAACCCCUUCCUAGCAGUGCCUGGCACAUAGAAGAUACAGAAUAAAUGUAUGUUGAGUGAGUGAAUGAUCAACCAGUUAGUGCACCAUCUAAAGCGAACUCAUCCCCAAAGGCAGAGUGAACUUGAAACAUAAUAGUUAUUUGGGCUGGACCAGUUAAAAGAGAUAAUACAACAAUAUUUAACGCUUUUCAAGACAUUUAUCUAUUGAAAUAUUAGCCUUGGUGUCGGGCAUACAUUAGAAACACCAUUUCACACGUGGAGAAACUCAGCUGCAACAAGAGACGCCUUGACUUUCCCAUGAGGAAAUUUUUGCCCAUUUGUUUUUCAUUUGGCAACAGGUUCACCAGUGAUGUCAGGUUACUACGGGGUCAGAAGAUCUUUCCUAUCUGACUCAGACUUCCACAACGCUAAGCAGUUUGCAAAUGACGUCUGCACCUCGGGCGCGGCGAAGCCCUUUCCCUGCGAGGCCUCCGCAGGGCAGGGCCACCCAGCCCUCCUGGAUCCCUACUUCACGGAGCCCUACGGAGACCACCGCCCCCCGGCCCUGACCCCCAACACCGGCUCUCUGUUCAGCCCCUCGCCCCUGCCGCCGCUCCUGCCGCCGCCGUUCCCCAGCGACCCCACACACUUCGUGCUGAGGGACUCGUGGGAGCAGACGGUGCCCGAUGGUCUCAGCCAGCCAGACCCCGUCCCCGCCGAGGCCCUGCAGAUCUUGCCGCCCAGCACAAGUUGCCUCUCCCAGCUGGAGUUGGGGAGCUCCGCCCAGCACAGGAGCUCUAGCUGGGGGGCCCCCCUAGCUGGGGCUCAGUCCUACUCGCUGCAUGCGCUGGAGGAUCUGUACCACACGCCAGGGUACCCCACCCCGCCCCCCUACCCCUUCACUCCUUUCAUGACGAUGUCGAAUGACCUGCCGCCCAAGGUGGUGUCCCUCUCCCCCGACGAGGAGGCAGACACCUCUGCCCUUCAGGACCCUUCUGCAUGGGCAAAAGAAGACGGGAGCACAGCGUGGGGGUCGUACGAAUGCCGCAGAGCUUACUGAGGGACGCACCAGAGGACUUCUGCUAUGCCUUUCUUUAACUUGGGUCUGUAUUCCACAGAUUGUUUUCAGUGUGGCAGCUCAUUCAGAACUGGAUUUUCGGGAUAAACCAUCAUGCCACCCUUUGUUAAUGGACGGUGACAUCUAUUUUAUUUGUAAUCCUCCCUACCACAAUCCCACUGAAAUAGAACACAAUGUUAAUUCAGGAUAUCAGGGACCAUAUUCUAGUGAGACAACCUGACAGUGAGGUCUUUUGGGAACUUUAGUAAUCCAUUAUAUUCUGAAUCUUCUGUUAGCUUGGAAGUAUCAUUUUUGGCACUGAUAAUUUUUUCUUAAAUUACAUUAAAAAGUUUAUGCUAAUCAUAAAACAUACUGAUUUUCCUAUCCAAUUUUUCUUAGUUGUGAACCAUGAGUGUUCUUUAGUAAGCGAGAAUGCAUAGAAUAUAAUAUAGAUUGGGGCAUAUGAAACAACACUCAUUUUAUACCAUGUGGCUUUAAAGUGCGAAGCAUUAUAUAGAUUUCUCUCCUUACAGUGACUUGUAAAGCCCCAGUAAUAAAUUAUGGCACCACAUAUGGAUGCUUUCUUGUCAUUAAAAUAGGAUGAGGUCAGGAGGCUAUGGCUUCAUAACCACAUAGUUUUGACUCUGCCCUAAAGCCCAGGAUGUCCAAAAAUUAGGCUAAUCCAAAAAAUAAUAAAGGCCAAAAACAUUCUUUGAUCAAUAAUAGCCUUAAAUAAGCUAGACCUUGUGUCUUGGAUGGAAUAAACCUACAGUUCAGAGUGGAUCAGUAACAUGGGCAUUGUGGGAUCAAAUAAGAAUGCACGCAUUGUAAAGAAAAUACAGAGAGCAGGACUGGGUUGCCAGCAAGAAACAACAGACCACAGAACACCAAGAAGCAAAAGGUCUUUGGAGAGGGAUGUACUGUCAGGUGUGCACCAGUAGCUUUACACACAUCGUCUCCCAUUUAAAGGAAGACCUUGUUGCAGGCUCAUCCAUCAGAACGUGCAGCUCUUACUAUGUAUAAAUGACGAAACUGACAUCUGAAGCAUUCAUCUGUCUCGCGAAAGUUCGACUGGUGUGGAUUCCUUUGCAAUUAAGUUCCCAGAGUAAUUCCCACCAAGCAGUGUGCCCAUAUGCAGACAAAGCCCAUCAGAAAUGCCCUGCACACACUUUGACUUUGCACUGCAUGAGUUGAGGCCCGCAGGUUGCAUCCAUACUCUUCCUCCCAACUCCCUACCACCUUCCUUUUUUUAUCCCAUUUUUCUGAUGCCCCUGGUGCCUCCUGACCCAGUGCCUUUUCCGUCCAUCUCCUGGGGUCCCAAUGGUCUCAUUUUCUACCUUGUUGCCCAAAGCCCCUCAAUACAGUCUCCAUCACAUCCUCUGUGCCAGUGUCCCAUGCUCUCCCUCAGCUAGAUAGGAGUCCAAAAAAAUCUAAUAAGGACAUUCUCACUUAGAAGUGAAUAAUUGAUAUUCUUCCUUCUACAGACCUUUAAGGGUAUUUUCUGGUUAAGCAAGCACAUUCCUAAUUUAUGGAGUGCCUGCAGAAAUGCCUGCAUAGGGAGCCUUCCUUUACCUCACACCCCUCAGCUCCCUCCUGGGAGAGCAUCCCCACAGGAGCAGAUAAGGAGGAGCACUAGUGGUCCUCAGCUCCGGGCUGCACCCUGCUGGGCCCCCUGCCUCACUCCUUCCCUCCUACCACUUCGUUUCACAGCCUGAUCUUUACUUUGCGCACUAUUCGCUCUUCAAUGGAAGGAGGCAACUUCACUGUGGGAGAGAGAGCUGCUCUUUCUUAAGUCUGAUGAAAGUUGGGACCUCAGUCCUGGUUCCCAAUAUCCUUGGCAGAGGCACCUGUCAUCCAGUGUCACUCAUACCUGGACAGCAGGCCUAUGCAUCAGAACAAAGAGAUCUGGCCAUCUCUAUAGAUUUAGGGGUCUUCACAAGGGUCUCAAAGUCAUUUUUCAAGAUUGGUUGUAUAAAAUUUAUAAUAAUCACAGUUAUCUACUGCUUACUCCCUCUUACUAAAUAGCACACAACACAAUAACGGUUGUGUAAGUGAUAAAUAUGGGUCCACAUCACCUUGACUUUUGUUUGAUUUUAACACUAAUGUUAGCCAUGCUCAUUUUUCUUAGUUCGCUGUUAUCUACUCACGUAUAAUGUUCAUCUCCUCACGAUCUGAGGAUACUUCGACUCUCAGAUAAGCAGAGCUCAGCAACCAGACUUGGAAAUGGCAGUAAAUGCAGUGAGUGCAGGGGUGUCCACAUCCUUCUUAAAGCAGCCAAGCCCUUUCAUACUGUUUGGAAAAUUAAUUUAUAAAAAGGAGACCUACACAGGCCCAUACUACAUCUACUAUCCAUUUCAGUUACCUCGUCUACAGCAGCUGGGGGGUGGGGAGUGGUGCUAAUGAUUCCAAAUAGUACAUGAUUUUUCAGAAUUCUAUUUAGCUUGACAAUGUGUUGCUAUAUUACAUAUAUUUUGAUUUAGUUCGGUUUUAGCGUUUUUGGAAUUUACAAUACUUUGUUAAAAAGUGAAACCAAGCCACAAAAUCACGACAGGGAAAUUAAUUAUAUUUCCCUAUCCCAUUUCCCCUCUAAGCACUCUCUAUUUCCUACUGCAUGCCGGGAACUAACUGCAACUUUUCAUAAUAAUGCACAAGGCCAGCAUAAGAAACAAAUGCACAUUCUUCUCUCCCUCUCCUUCCUUAAACCUACUGUUCGAGGACUCACAGCUUUCCUGGGAAUACUAGAGAAAAUUAAAGAGCUCAGGGUCAAAAUGCCAUCUCUUUCAGGUCCCUUAAGAUUCAAUAUAAGCAGAGAUGGUGAUGUCGAGUUCAAGCUACUAAGAAAGCUGACCAGAGGGUAACGUCAAAAAGAAGUGGAAAGCAAAAUUUGCCCAUGCAAAAGCUGAAUAUGGGCAAUUCUCUCAUAGAUCACUUGAAAUGGAUAUUGCAGUAUGUAGUUGAAAGUGUUUGUGUUUCUCUUACGCUGUUACACAAACUCCAAGUAAGAGAAGAAAACCACAUUUUUACCUCGUUCACUUAAUAAAUGCUUUUAAAUGAACAUUAUGGCCUGCUACAGCUCAGUUAAUAAUACAGUAUGAUGGCACUAUGGUGGUAAGGGAAGAAGCACUUUAGUGCUGACGUGCUGGAGUACUCUAAAAGAAAUUCUACGAGGGGAAAAGAACUACUAACCCCAAAAGUAAAACAUAUAUUUACAUACAUAUUUACAUACAUAGAAAAGUAUUGCUAGAAUUUUUGUGAUCCAUUUGUCAAUAUGUAAAUCUAAAUAAUACAUUCAUAAUAAAAUAUCAGUUAUAUUUAAAAGAACCAAAAUAACAAAUGAUGACCAAGAUUUAAGUCACAUUACAUUAUAGUGAUUCUACCAACUUCACACCAAAAUUAUACUCUUUCAUUAGGUUCUGUCCACAGUAUCCUCUCUGUUCAAAAUAAUAUUACACUGUUCCUCUUACACACCACGUUCAAUAACUAUUGACUCUAGAGAGGUUACAUACAAAAUCAUACACUCUAUGGGGCCAGCCCCAUGGCCAAGUGGUUAAGAUCAUGCUUUCAGGGCCGGCCUGGUGGCGCAGCAGUUAAG
This is a messenger RNA of Equus caballus (horse), 5964 nucleotides long. It is a transcript of the gene POU2AF2, whose product is annotated as POU class 2 homeobox associating factor 2. The record is from RefSeq and is a predicted model, not a curated record. NCBI's taxonomy places the organism in Eukaryota, Metazoa, Chordata, Mammalia, Perissodactyla, Equidae.